AAUAGGAGUUACAACUUGCGGGUUGCGCGUGGAUGCUGUCCCUGCAGGGCGAGCUGAGGUCACUGACCCCAGGUGCCAAGAUGGCGGCCGUUCAGCUGACAGGAGUUCAUGUCCUUUUGGUCAUCACGUUCGGCAUCAUGGCAUUCUUCCUGCUGUUCCUGUUUGCUAAGAGACAGAUCAUGAGGUUCGCCCUAAGGUCACACCGAGGACCACAUGUGCUGGUGGGGUCAGCCUCUCCUGGGUCCAUGAAAGAGGAGAUAGAGAGACGGCUAGACAGGAUAGCAGGCAUCAAGUAUGAACCAAGGCUCCUGUGUGCUGUGGAGCCUGGCAUGCUGGCAGAGCCUACAGAUGGAACAGUUGAAGGAGACUACAACUACAUUUAUAGGAUGAAAGCAGUGGAUGCAGCUGCACUACUGGAUGCCCAGUUACAGGAGCUGGACCCUGAGUUGCGGCGCCCGGCAGGGAAGAGUUUCCGACAGCACCUGACGGAGCUGCGUGAGGGGCCGGGCGCACCGCUCAAGUCCGCCAAACUCUCCCUCUGUAACUCCUUCGCAGAUUCCUACGAACAUGCCAGGCAUGGGCAGAAGCCCUUUGGUGAAGCGGAGUACAGGAAGUAUGUGGCAACUUUGAAUGAGUUGCUGACCUGCAUCAAGAACAAAAUCUACAGAAAGAAGAGCCAUGUGACCUUCCAGAAUGUUGCGCAGGUGUACAGCAACAGCACCAGCAGCCACAAGAUGUCAGCAGACAGCAUCCUGCUGGCCGAGGAGGAAGCUGUCGCAGGGAGGGGGGAGGAGGAGAUAGAGCUGGAUGUGCUGGACGCAGAUUCCAGCGGCGCAUCGUACGAAACCUCGGUGUAGAACAGAGUUGCUGUAAAUGCAGAAACUUUCGCAGUGGUUUAAUGUUCGCGGUUUUUGCUUCACCGCGAAUCUAAAACCACCACAAACAUUUUCCU
This is a messenger RNA of Branchiostoma floridae (Florida lancelet), 952 nucleotides long. RefSeq names its product protein C1orf43 homolog. The coding region runs from base 33 to 857 and encodes 274 amino acids. NCBI's taxonomy places the organism in Eukaryota, Metazoa, Chordata, Leptocardii, Amphioxiformes, Branchiostomatidae. The transcript is spliced from 7 exons. The record is from RefSeq and is a predicted model, not a curated record.